This is a messenger RNA of Oikopleura dioica, 2148 nucleotides long. Lineage: Eukaryota; Metazoa; Chordata; Appendicularia; Copelata; Oikopleuridae. The record is from the annotation of a GenBank genome assembly.
AUGAAGACACGGCCUCGUGCGCGAUAUAAUAGCCAGCGUCGAGCUUCGUUAGGCGCAAUUUAUAAGGAAUACGAUGUUGACUCACCUCAGGAAUCCUCUGUGCAUAUACCAGCGGAACUGGUUGAAGCAGCGCGAGGUCCGCGCGGUUUCACCCACCGGCGAACCUCUUUGCCGGCUGUUCUGCAGCCUCCCAGUCUGAUCACGAUGAGCCAGCGACAUUUCAAGGAAAUCAACGAGAUCAUCGACGACCUUUUAAAACUUGCGCCAACUUUCAGUCAACCAGUGUUGCUCAGUAUAAAGAAAGUCAAAAAAAUCAUGAGACCUUACGAGAGAAAUCUUGAGAUGGCGACAAAUGACUGCCAAGCAGACAGUGAAAACAGUGAAGUCGAGCUUGAGAGUAGUUGGAAGACACUGACGAAGAGACAAGACAGCCGUAUUUCGGCGAAUUUAAGGGACUUCAACGAGCCUUCCCGAACACUGCCCAAACGCAGUCGUCCAAAUGCUGGAAACUCGCUGGAACGUCUUGUUGAGAAAGAUUCAACCAGUGUUUUCCACAGUAAGCUACUGCCGCUCUCGAUACGGGGCUCACUUGGCACUUCUGACUAUGAAACUGACACCACCACAGCUGCUGAAGCCAAUUUUCACGACUACAUAAGCAACAACAAUCAAGCCCAAAGCAAGUCGACCUCUUAUCUCCUCCACUCGCAGACACAGAACAGGCCCAUCACGAGCCAAGGCAACUUCGACUCAAUAAAAAGUAAUGCGCAAUACAAAGAUAUGUCCUCAUCGCCACCUCCUGUGACUGGUCUCGCCAGAUCCGCCUCUCGCAGCCAUUUUGAGCAGCUCGAACAAUCCAGAGAAACACGCACGUCGACUACUUCGUCCUCGCAUUCUAGCGCCGAAAAAUCAGGCGCGUCAGAGUGCGACACAGCACUGGACGAGGUACUCGCUCACUGUUUUGAAUGGAAUUUCCCGAUUUUCGAGCUGCGGGCACUCACCCAUGAGGUCCUGUCACGUCUUGCCUAUAGAUUCUUCGAUCUAGCAAAGCUAUUUUCACACUAUAAGCUUCCUCGCGAGAAAUUUCUGGCUUAUUUCAGAGCACUUGAGUCUGGAUACCGAAACUGUGCAUACCAUAAUUCAGUCCAUGCCGCCGACGUACUUCAAAGCGUGUUUUACAUAAUCAACGUUCCCAACAAAGAAACUGGAAGGUGUUUAAAAGACCAACUGGACGAAAAGGACGUACUCUCUAUAUUUCUUGCCGCCGCGGUGCACGACUACGACCACCCGGGCUAUACGAACAAUUUCCUCAUUCAAACCCGCCAUUCGCUUGCUAUUCUUUACAAUGACCGUUCGGUGUUGGAGAACCACCACGUGGCCGCCGCUUGGAAGCUGCUCAUCUCCGACCCGAAGCUCAAUUUCCUCGCCAACCUCGACCCGACCCUAUCCUCAACCAUCCGCGACAAUACUAUAGAGCUCGUUCUUUCGACCGACAUGGCCCAGCAUACCUACUACCUUUCUCAGUGGAAAGAGCUCUUUGCUCACACAUCAAAGAUCGAUCUUACAGACAAGCACAAGAAGUUGCUCAUGCUAAAGAUGAUCAUUAAAUUCUCGGAUAUUUCUAACCCCUCCAAGGAGUACAAAAAUCACGUCGAGUGGAGCCACCGCGUCACCAAAGAAUUCUAUAGACAAGGAGACGAGGAAAAAGCUCAUAAGCUGCCCAUUACACGCUUCAUGGACCGAUCCGAUCCAGACAUGAUCGGUAACCAACGAGCAUUUAUCACAAACAUGGUCAAACCCUGCUACGAGGCGCUAUCAUUGAACAACUUCAUUAUCGACAGGCACUCAAUAAUUGGACGACAGCUGGAAGUCAACUUGCGCAUGUGGAAGCAGACCGUUGUCGACGCAUCGGGAGACACAAUUUAUCCUGACUUAGAAAAAAUUGAAAAUCAAAUUGAAAAAGAACUUGAACCCAGUGAAGGGGCACAAUUAUUAGUAAACAUUGAUCCUCAAAGCCAAAUGCAGACUGUAGAAGUUCUACCGGCGGAGCCAGUCGAACGUUCAUUAUCUGCGAGUUCCUGCUGCGGCUCAAUACUCUCCUUGCUCAGAAGAAAUACUGGGCGCAACGCACGUUACAGCAGCAAUAACUGA